Gadus chalcogrammus (walleye pollock) is the source of this 528-nucleotide messenger RNA. It is a transcript of the gene rps13, whose product is annotated as ribosomal protein S13. Gene Ontology annotation, cellular component: nucleolus; ribosome; cytosolic small ribosomal subunit. Bases 40 to 495 code for a protein of 151 amino acids. Gene Ontology annotation, biological process: translation. The transcript is spliced from 6 exons. Gene Ontology annotation, molecular function: structural constituent of ribosome; small ribosomal subunit rRNA binding. The record is from RefSeq and is a predicted model, not a curated record. NCBI's taxonomy places the organism in Eukaryota, Metazoa, Chordata, Actinopteri, Gadiformes, Gadidae.
UUCCGUCGCUUCAGCGGCCUCUCUUCCUCCAGCGCCAUCAUGGGUCGCAUGCACGCUCCCGGAAAGGGCUUGUCCCAGUCUGCUCUGCCGUACAGGCGCAGUGUUCCCACUUGGCUGAAACUAACAUCUGAUGAUGUAAAGGAGCAGAUCUUCAAGCUGGCCAAAAAGGGUCUGACUCCAUCUCAGAUCGGUGUGAUUCUGAGGGAUUCCCACGGUGUGGCCCAGGUGCGUUUUGUCACAGGAAACAAGAUCUUGAGGAUCCUGAAGUCCAAGGGCCUGGCCCCGGACCUCCCAGAGGACCUCUACCACCUCAUCAAGAAGGCUGUGGCAGUCAGGAAGCAUCUUGAGAGGAACAGAAAGGACAGGGAUGCCAAGUUCCGGCUCAUUCUGGUGGAAAGCAGGAUCCACAGGCUGGCCCGCUACUACAAGACCAAGAGAGUACUGGCCCCCAACUGGAAGUACGAGUCCUCUACAGCUUCUGCUCUGGUGGCAUAAACAAUUUUUGGAUCAAUAAAAAAAUAAAUUCUA